Molecule: messenger RNA, 711 nt
Organism: Pterocles gutturalis (yellow-throated sandgrouse)
Lineage: Eukaryota; Metazoa; Chordata; Aves; Pterocliformes; Pteroclidae
Gene: ANKRD16
Product: ankyrin repeat domain 16
Exons: 4
Molecular function (GO): protein binding
Source: RefSeq, a predicted model, not a curated record
AUGGUGGAGGGGGAGAGGCCGAAGCUGCUCCUUCGGCUGGUGCAGGAGGGACGGCUGGACCUCCUCCGGGACGAGCUGCAGCCAGACAAUGAGCCGGACCCAGUGAUACGGAACCAACGCUAUGGGCGCUUGGGAGACACGCUGCUGCAUCAUGCUGCCCGAUACGGGCACCGGGACGUCCUCGCCCACCUGGUAGAGGCGCUGGGGAUGGACGUUGAGGUGUUCAAUAGCGACUACAAAAGACCCCUCCACGAAGCAGCUUCCAUGAGCCACGGGGAGUGUGUCUCCUACCUCCUGGAGAGAGGUGCGAGCGUAGACUGCUUGAAAAAGGCAGACUGGACUCCCCUCAUGAUGGCUUGCACCAGGCAAAACCUGGAGGUGAUCAAAGCUCUCGUGGAGCAUGGAGCCAACCCGCUGCUGAAAAACAAGGAUGGCUGGAAUUGCUUCCACAUCGCCAGCCGGGAGGGCCACCCCCACGUCCUCCAGUACCUGCUGGAGGUGUCCCCAGGCAGCUGGGACACGGAGAGUAAGAUAAAGAGAACGCCUCUGCACACAGCAGCAAUGCACGGCUGUUUUGACGCUGUGGAGCUGCUCUUGGAGCGGUGCCACUACAAACCUGAUAGCAGAGACAAGUGUGGAGUCACUCCCUUCAUGGAUGCUAUCCAGAGCGGGCAUGUUGACAUCGCUCGGUUGCUCCUGGAAAAACACCAG